Molecule: messenger RNA, 1148 nt
Organism: Raphanus sativus (radish)
Lineage: Eukaryota; Viridiplantae; Streptophyta; Magnoliopsida; Brassicales; Brassicaceae
Exons: 3
Coding region: 16-1032 (338 amino acids)
Biological process (GO): protein desumoylation
Cellular component (GO): nucleus
Molecular function (GO): deSUMOylase activity
Source: RefSeq, a predicted model, not a curated record
UCGAAAAGUGACGAGAUGGGGACCCAAGAUGAUUUAGAAGCUGCCAUGGGAAACCUUUCUCAAGCAUCAUAUGUUCAAGGUUUUGAUCCCUCUCAAAAAACACCAUCGGUUACUCCAUUACGGACAGUUAAGCCUGCCGGUUGGACAACACCCACUCUCAAAGAUAUGGAAUUACCGGAGGACUGUGUGAACGACGAGGACUACUCGUUAGUGUUUGUCCCUGAGGAUUCAUGGGCUAAACUGAUUGAGUGGUGCUCAAAUUCGAAGCAGCAACUUAGAGUUGGACCUUCUAUUUACACAAGGGAGUUAGCAGAACGUAUAAUUGGACCUGAUGUGUGGCUAAAGAAUUAUGAAAUUGAUGCUAUGCUGUACCUAUUUCGCGAGAAGACUUCUUUGAGACGAUGGAACAUAUCCAAAGUAGCCUUCAUGAGCUGUCUCUUCAGUAACCAAAUGAAGAAUUCUUACAAAGUAAUCAAGAACGACAUAAAAACUUUCAAGGUGGAAGGACUGCUCCACAAUUACGGAAUAGGUGAACUUCCUGCUGACGGACGAACAGGACUAAUGUGGGAUCUUGAUGUGGACCGGAUGUAUGUGCCUCUUCUUGUGUACGGUAACCACUGGAUCUCUAUGUGCGUCGACUUUGUUAAUCGUUCAAUAUUGGUCUUCGACUAUGCGGGAAUGAAACACAACAGGGAGUUAGAGCCAUUUUCCCAUCUCAUCCCGAGAAUUGUCAAAGCUGUGCAGUCUUCAAACAAGAAGGGACUUGUUGUCAAGCCAUAUGCUGUCACUUACGCUCCAAUGCCUUUCCUAAACAAGAGUAGCAGCGACUGUGGUGUAUAUGCAUUGAAGCACAUUGAGGCACAUCUUCUAGGCUUGGACUUAAGCUUGGUGAACGACGACAACAUUCGGGAAGCUCGACAGAAGAUUGCUUAUGACCUAUGGGAAGCAGCUAAUGAUCAUGUGCUCUUAACGCGGAUGGCACUGUUCUGUCCUCCGAAGCCUACCACACGGUCUUCGGUUACCAUUUUAUGAUUUUAUUUCUGUUAUGACUUGUCUAACAAGUGUAUAUGUGAAUCUCUUCUUUGACUCUUAUUUGACUGUAAACUCUAUUAUUUAGCAUUGUUUAUGAAUCUCUUCUUUGACUCUUA